Messenger RNA from Mytilus trossulus (common blue mussel), 1033 nucleotides. RefSeq lists its product as uncharacterized. The coding region runs from base 93 to 794 and encodes 233 amino acids. The record is from RefSeq and is a predicted model, not a curated record. The transcript is spliced from 4 exons. Lineage: Eukaryota; Metazoa; Mollusca; Bivalvia; Mytilida; Mytilidae.
AUCGAUCCCACCCACGGACUACGGUCAAUUGAUUGCUUAUAAAAAGGAAGACUCAGGACAGAUAUCAGUAUAAACUUUUCAGCUGUAGUACAAUGCAGACAUAUUUGUUUUCAAGUUUGUGUGUUGUUGUGUGUGUGAGUCUGUUGACCGUUCAUGCAAUACCAAGUUUUGAGGAUUUUUUAUCCAACGAUCAACCAUGGUCGAGUUUGCCCCAAUGCAGCAGUGACAAUAAACCUUGCGAUUAUGCAUUGAAGACAAUCUCACAAAGACGUUCACCUAACGGAGAUGUUGAACCAGAAGAAACAGUAUUUGAAACAAUAACAGAGAUCUGCACUUGCCGAGAUGGUAUUACCUGCCCUCGAGGAUGGGACAAUGCACCAGGAAGAACAAUCACACGAAAUCUUUUAUCAUCAGGAAAACGUGUUGAAUACAAGUCGAACUAUUGCACAGAACCGACUCCAGAUACAAUUUGUAAUGUGGAAGCAGGAGAAGUGGCAGUUGUAUUGACCGGGGUUAUGUACCCUGAUGUAAUUCAGAGUGUGAACUGUGCUUGCCCAAACAAUAAUUACAAUUUACAUUUAAAGAGAGCAUACUAUGUUUCCACUUUCCAAAUCACCCAUGAAUUUGUCUGCAGUAUGAGAACCUGCAACAUGAACACAUCCAAUAGAAGAGUGUGUAAGAAAAUAAAAAAGGACGAAACUACGGAAUACAGGUGUACUUGUCCGGAAGAAUACGAAUGCCGAAUGGAACCUUCAGCAAGAAAGGGUUAUUGUGAAAGACGAGUUGAAAUGUAGAAAGAACAAUUGAGAACUGAAAUAAACUUAUUAUCAUUGAAUAUAAAGUAUAACUGUUAGUAACACCUAUUAAGAAACAAAUGAACAAAUGCUGUAGAACAUUUUUUUUUGUAUUUUUUUGUAAAGCUUUUCCAUAACUGCCAGUCAUCUGUUGUAAAUGUUCUUACAAGUUAUGUGUACAUUUAUGUUGUUGUUACGUGAUUUUUAUUCAUAUCUUAAAUACAUUUUAGCAAAUCAAA